UCCAUUUCCGCAGGUCCCUGCUCAGGAUGAAGUCCUGGGGGCCCCUGCUGCCGCAGCUUCUGCUGAGCUUCCUGCCCCAGGGCCCGGGGGCUCAGGCCCAGCCCGGGGACUGCUUCCAGGUGGGCCCUUGCAAGUGCCUCCUGCGGGGGAGUCGCCAAGAGAUCAAUCUGGCCGCCGUGGGGGCCCUGACGGUGCCCUUGGCCCCUGACGACGAGUCUGGGGGGUACGUUCAGUUCAGCCCUUGCCAGCCUUUCAGCGAACCCGCUAACCUCCCCUCCACUGACUGUGUGCAGGUGGCUGCCUGUGUGAGUCUCAGGCAGGCAGGUACGGGGAACCUGCACCACACUGCCUAUGGCAGGCACCAGAGGAGCCAAUGUCGGUACAACAACAGCACCCGAGUCUUGACGGUCACGUACCCUGCCCGGCCUAGCAGCUCCCUGAAUACCCUGGCCCACUUUAACUGCAGCCCCGUGAGGACUGUGGCCUAUGUAUCCCUCCUGCCCACCCAACUGGAGGUCUUCAUCCAGAAUCCCUGUGCUUGCCCAGACCACUGCCUACUCUGGAGCCCAGGACCCAGCUCCCUCCUCGCCAUCUCCUUCCUUGUGACCCUUGGCAUCUACCUCCUCUGGGGUAUCUGUGGGCUGCCUGCGGUCCCCAGCCAGAGAGGAAGCCAGCUCAUCCCUCCAGACCGGUUCUGGUGCAGCCCCUGUUCCUCUUGUCUUGGGAAGCCAGAAGAUGACAAAGAAAACAUCCCCCUUCGGGGUCUCUGCUCUGGAACUUAGACCACAUUGGGACCUCCCUGGUCUAGGUCUCCACUGCUGGUCAGGAGCCAAGUGUGUGGGCUGUGGUUGAGGGGAGGGGAUGGGCAACUAGAUGCUCCUGACUUUCAACUGUAUUCCUUUUUGUGCCUCACUUCUAGGGAUACUGAGCUUGAAGAGGGAGGGACUUCAAGUACAGUCAAAAGCAAGAUGAGAAUGGGGUGGGGGGAACAAAGAGUGCAAAUUAGGGCGGAGCGAUCUCACUGUUGCACAGUGGUAAGUCAUGUCUGGAAGGACUUCCAGCCUUGACAAGGAAAGAACCCACACAUCUCAAACCCAGAACAACUUACAAGCUGCUUAUUAAACUUGCCUAUGGCUCUGA
This is a messenger RNA of Antechinus flavipes (yellow-footed antechinus), 1140 nucleotides long. RefSeq lists its product as uncharacterized. The transcript is spliced from 4 exons. The record is from RefSeq and is a predicted model, not a curated record. Lineage: Eukaryota; Metazoa; Chordata; Mammalia; Dasyuromorphia; Dasyuridae. Bases 27 to 782 code for a protein of 251 amino acids.